Molecule: messenger RNA, 711 nt
Organism: Emiliania huxleyi CCMP1516
Lineage: Eukaryota; Haptophyta; Isochrysidales; Noelaerhabdaceae
Exons: 2
Coding region: 1-711 (236 amino acids)
Biological process (GO): double-strand break repair via homologous recombination
Cellular component (GO): cytoplasm; chromosome
Molecular function (GO): ATP binding; nucleic acid binding; four-way junction helicase activity
Source: RefSeq, a predicted model, not a curated record
AUGUCGGACGACACGCGGCCUCGCACUGUGGAGAGCGACCAAUGCGCGGCAUUGAGCGAGGCGGGCGUGAGUGCCGCCGACCGUGCGGUCGCGGCUCUCCGCGCGCUCGGGCGCGAGGCCUACAGCCACCAGCGCCAGGUGCUGCAAUUGCAGUCCGACGGGGGAGACGUCCUCCUCUGCGCGGCGACGGGCGCCGGAAAAUCUGCCGCCUACCAGGCGGCUGCGUAUGCGGCGCCCGACUGGACGCUCAUCGUCGUCCUGCAGCCGCUGGUCGAGCUCAUCCAUGAGCAGACGGCGCGCACGAACGCCGACUUUGCGGAGCUUACGCGGCUCGGGUGGAGUGUCGGGCGCGCCAUGCACGGCGCUCAUUACGGGCGGCCCUCGGACGGUGCGGCGCCUGCCGCAGCAGACGAGCCCAGCGCCGCCCCGCUCGACACGCCCGAGCUUGCGGAGGGCAGUCUUGCGCACGCCAUAGCGUACGACCCGCAGCUGCGCAUCGUCUACGUGACGCCCGAGGAGCUGGCGAGCAAGGAGAGCGGGCGGUGGACAGCUCGAAGCGCGGCGAUGCAGUGGGCGCUUGCCACGCGCAAAGGAGAGAUACUCGCCUGGGCCUACGACGAGUGCCACCUCGUCGACCGCUGGGGCUCCACUUUUCGCGACGCGUACCUGCACGUCGAGGAGGCGUGCACUGCGGACAACACUCGCGGCUAG